Stegodyphus dumicola is the source of this 2620-nucleotide messenger RNA. RefSeq names its product zinc finger protein without children (gene woc). Gene Ontology annotation, molecular function: zinc ion binding. The record is from RefSeq and is a predicted model, not a curated record. NCBI's taxonomy places the organism in Eukaryota, Metazoa, Arthropoda, Arachnida, Araneae, Eresidae.
AUUGCUGACAAAGAAGCAGUUAAUGAGAAAACUGUUGCAAAAGAUAAAAAACAUGGUGCAAAUACAAAAGAAAGUAAAUCGGAAGGCUCAAAAAAAGAUGGUGAAUCAAGCAAGAAAAAAAAGAGCAAGAUUUGUGAGGAAUGUGGAGCUAAAAAAGGUUUGAAAUUUCAAGUGCUGUUUCAAGGAAAAACUAGAUUUUUAUGCUCUGACACAUGCUUCAAGAAUUUUAAAACUAAACAAAAAGCAGGGAAAUCGGCUACUGAAGAAGCACCUAGUAUACCAAGCUCUGUACCUGCUGCAGGUGAUAAAUGUGGUCAAUGCCAGAAAGAAUUCCAAGCUGGUCAAGGUUAUUAUCCUGUGAUUGGUGAAGUGAAGCCAUUAUGUUCUGAAGACUGUAUAAAAAAGUACUAUGAAGGAAAUGAACCACCUAGGAAGUGCUCUCAGUGUAAAAAAGAUAUCGAAGAUCUUCAGAAUCUUCUAACUUGGGAAACAAUGGACUUUUGUAAUGAAAACUGUUUAGGAAAGUACCAGUCAUAUCUGGGCAGUCAUUGUACUUGUUGUCAAUCUCCAGUUCAGCAGUCAUCGCUUGGAAAAUACUGUGUGUGCUUUGGGGCUGAUAUUCGGCAGUUUUGUUCUGGCAGUUGCUUAGAAGAUUUUAAGAAAGGCUUAAAGGUGUGCAGCUUCUGUCAAACUGAUUUAUCAGCUGGUAUUGAUGGUUUCCUUGCUCCAGUGGGAGAUAAAGGGCAGUUUAAAGACUUUUGUUCACAACGAUGUAUGGAACGUUAUGAAAUAAUGAAUAACAUUUCCAAAACUGCUCCUCAAUCCCAAGAGUGCUUUCAUUGUAAAAAACAAGGGAGUUUCAAAAUUCAGGUCAAACAUGAAGAUAAAUCUUACUCAUUAUGCUGUGAUAACUGUGUUGCUGGAUUUCGUUGUUCAUUCAAGAUAAAGGAAAAUAUGUGUGAUACAUGUUAUAAAUUUUUCAAACCCAUUGCUGAUGAAUUUUCAUUGAAACUUGAUGGACUGCAUAAACAUUUCUGCACUAAAGCCUGCAUGACUUUAUUUGUUCUAUCUCAUCGUAAAAUUGUCCCUUGUAUUUGGUGUAAGGUUAAAAAGUAUAAUUUUGAUAUGAUUGAAAAGACUGAUGGAAAUGGACAGACCCAAGUAUUUUGUUCAUUGAAUUGUUUGUCUGUAUAUCGAGUCAGCCUCAAUGCAACAUCGUCCAAGAGCAUUCGUUGUGAUAACUGUGCUAAAAAUCUUCCUGCACAAUAUCAUCUAACCAUGAGUGAUGGUUCCAUCCGAAAUUUUUGUACUUACCAAUGUUGUAUAUAUUUUCAAAAUCAAUUUACCAAUGUCCCUGCUCUGACAACUACAUCAACAACACGUCAGACGUCUACAUCUGCACAAGCAGCAAAGACUACUGCAUCUGCUACCAGCAGUCCUGUAAUAUCUAAUGUUAUUUCUCUGGCAUCAGCUACUAGAUCUGUAGCUCCAGGUUUAGUUAACAAGUUAGUUCCUCAGAAGCUCGUCACUGCUCGUCAACAAGGACCUGUAACUGUCAUUGCACCCAAGUCACAAAAUGCAUCAUCUACAAUUACCUCACCAUCUACGUCAAAUGCAAUGGCAAGUACAUCAGGAACUCAAGUGGUUAGAGAAGUCGUUGUAAAACCCCCAGCACCUAAAUCAGUGAAAAAUAAAACUGUAUCAUGUAAGCCAAUUAUGCAGACCAAAGGUGUUUCAUGCAAACCUCAUCCUUGUCAUAAAGCUGUUCAGACUGAUGAGAGUCCAAAGCCAAUUUUCUUUCCUAUACCUGUGCCUGUAUAUGUUCCAACUCCAUUACACAUGUUUUCUCGUCCGGUUCCAUGCCCAGUACCAUUUCCUGUGCCAAUACCUAUACCCAUUAUGGUAGCCACAUCUAAGGAGUCACCCAGUCAAGUUAUAAAGCAUCUGAAAGAUAUACAAGAGAAAAUACCUUCAAACCCAUAUGAAGCUGAACUGUUGAUGAUGGCAGAAAUGGUUGCUGAAGAUGGAAGUAAAACUCAAAAAGAGCAAAAUUUACCUGAAGAAACCAAUAAUAAUAAAACAAACGAAGAAAAACCACCCACUGAAAAUAAUAUUCAAACUUCAGAACCUGUCAGUCAAGAACUUGUUUGUGUAGAUGUGACACAAGAACAAAAUGUUCCAAAUGCGGAAUCCGAAGUAGAAGAUGAAUAUGCAUUCAAAGAUAACAAAAGUCAUCACAGUAAAAGAAGUGCUGGAUCACAUGGUAGAAAAGGGCGAAAAAAGGCAAAAGUUGAUGAAAUUCCUGUGGAGGAAGUUGAGUCAAAUGCUGCUUCUGCUUUAAAUGAGGACCAGAACACAACGUGCCAGAAUGAUCAUCCAGAAACAUAUGCACGUUUAAAGCAUACUUUUGGAGUAAAUGCGUGGAAACAGUGGGUGCUUGAGAAAAAUAUGCAAAUGGAGAAAGGAUCGCAGUCUUCAAGGAAAUUCAAGCUUUUUAAAACAGAUCUUUUACAGCUUCCACCAGACGAAUUAAAUUAUUCAUUGAGUUUGUUUGUCAAAGAAGUUCGGAAGCCCAGUGGUGACAGAUACUGUUCUGGAAGCAUUUAUUAUUUGUGCUUGG